Sorghum bicolor (sorghum) is the source of this 3480-nucleotide messenger RNA. Its product is annotated as putative receptor-like protein kinase At3g47110. The transcript is spliced from 2 exons. The record is from RefSeq and is a predicted model, not a curated record. Gene Ontology annotation, biological process: hormone-mediated signaling pathway; protein phosphorylation. Gene Ontology annotation, molecular function: ATP binding; receptor serine/threonine kinase binding; protein kinase activity. The coding region runs from base 48 to 3290 and encodes 1080 amino acids. Gene Ontology annotation, cellular component: plasma membrane. NCBI's taxonomy places the organism in Eukaryota, Viridiplantae, Streptophyta, Magnoliopsida, Poales, Poaceae.
UUUUGCACUCUACUAGUUCUUUUAGCUCCUUGUAUUUCUCAGAAGCUAUGUGCUCCAUCGUCUCCCUUCUCUAUUGCUUACUUAUCCUCUUGUCUAUCAAUAUUACAGUAGUCACAUCUGCUGAAGCAAACAAAACAGAGAUCGACCGGCAAGCACUCCUUUGCUUCAAGUCCGGCAUCUCCUCCGACCCUCUGGGCGUCUUGAACUCAUGGCGCAACACCUCACGCAACUUCUGCAACUGGUCAGCAGUCACUUGUGAUGUGAGGCAUCCAAUCCGUGUGGUCUCGAUAGACCUCACCUCCAUGCAUCUCACUGGACAGAUAUCUGGUUGCAUAGCAAAUCUGACAUCUCUGUCGCAGAUACACCUCGCAGACAAUAGCUUAUCUGGAGCCAUUCCUGAUGAGCUGGGUAUGCUUCCUGGUCUCCAAACUCUGAUGCUUGCUGGCAACCAUCUUGAAGGUAAUAUCCCUGAUUCGCUAGGCUCUAGCAUGUCUCUCAGCUAUGUUAAUCUUGCAAACAACAGUCUCACUGGUAGUAUCCCUCACUCGUUGGCCAGUAGCUCCUCACUCAGCACGCUAAUCCUCUCGCGUAACAGCCUUACUGGUGAGAUCCCGGCUAAUUUGUUUUAUAACUCAUCUGCCCUUACUACGGUUGAUCUCCAGAUGAAUUCUUUCACUGGUGUUAUCCCACCUUUUGAUAAGGUCACAGCCCUCAAGAACCUUUGUGUUACUGAGAACUUCCUUUCUGGAGGUAUACCUCCUUCGAUAGGGAAUAUUUCUUCUCUCCGCUUUGUAUUGCUAGGCCAGAAUCUACUUACAGGAUCAGUUCCAGAAAGUUUGGGUCACAUUUCAGAACUUUUUGAACUGGAUCUCAGUUUCAAUAGCUUGUCAGGCUAUGUCCCCAUGCCCCUUUACAAUUUGUCUUCACUCAAAUACAUUAGCUUAGGCAGCAAUCGCCUUGUUGGGCAGUUACCAUCUUACAUUGGCUACUCACUACCAAGUCUCCAAGUCCUUAUUAUGCAAAGCAACAAUCUGGAGGGCCUGAUCCCUGCUUCACUAGAAAAUGCGUCAAAUCUCCAAGUGCUUGACCUAUCAAAUAACUCCCUGUAUGGUCGUAUUCCAUCUCUUGGGUCGUUGGCAAAAUUGCGUCAAGUGCUUUUAGGAAGGAAUCAGCUAGAAGUAUAUGACUGGCAAUUCCUUGUCUCCCUAACAAAUUGUGCACAACUGAAAAAAUUGUCCUUGGAGGGAAAUAUGAUGAAUGGCAGCCUACCUGGAUCAAUUGGUAAUCUUUCCACAAGCCUUGAAUAUUUGUUGCUUGGAUCCAACCAAAUAUCAGGCUCCAUACCUGUUGAGAUAAGCAAUCUUGUUAAUCUCACUAUGCUUAGCAUGGAAAACAAUUUUCUCUCAGGAAGCAUACCUGAUAAGAUUGGGAAGCUGCGAAACCUAUUUAUCCUGAACCUAUCCAAGAAUAAAUUAUCAGGACAGAUCCCUUCCACAGUUGGUAACAUUGCCCAACUGAACCAGCUUUACCUUGAUGACAACAUGUUAUCUGGACACAUACCAGCAAGUCUAGGACAGUGCACAAGGUUGGCUAUGUUAAAUUUAUCAGUCAAUAACCUUGAUGGAUCCAUACCAAGUGAAAUCUUCAGUAUUUCUUCGCUUUCUUUGGGAUUGGACUUGUCAAACAACAAUCUUACAGGAACAAUACCAGUAGGAAUUGGAAAACUGAUCAAUCUUGGCCUACUGAAUAUUUCGAGCAACAAGUUAUCUGGUCAAAUACCAGAUGAUCUUGGCCAGUGUGCUUUAUUAUUAUCCCUUCAGAUGGAAGGCAACACGCUCAGUGGGUUUAUUCCUCGGUCUCUCAUUGAACUGAAGGCCAUUCAACUGAUGGAUCUCUCUGAAAACAACUUAUCUGGUAACAUUCCGGAUUUCUUCAAGGAUUUCAAAACCUUAUAUUAUCUUAAUCUAUCAUACAACAAACUAGAAGGACCAAUUCCAACCGGUGGCUUCUUUCAAAAUUCAAGUGUUGUAUUUUUGGGUGGCAAUAAAGGACUCUGUUCAAGGUCCUCCACACUAGCACUACCAGUUUGUGAUGGCGCUGGCGCCACUGAACCAAAGAAACACGGUGUACCACUGCUGGUGGUAGUGAUACCAUCAGUUACUAUUGCUUUACUGUUAUUGUUAUGGUUUUUGGUGACUCUUUGGAAGAAAAGAGUGUUUGAAUUUCCAAGUUGGGAGGACAUACUGAGAAUGGUCUGCUUGGUAGCUGAGACAGAGAGAAGAGAAGUAAAAACUUUUCCGCACAGCAAUGAAACUCUAAAGAAGGUAUCAUAUAGUGACAUCCUGAGAGCUACCAAUUGCUUCUCUUCAGUCCAUACAAUCAGCUCAACCCGCACCGGAUCAGUUUAUGUUGGUAGGUUCAAGUAUGACAAGAGCCUAGUUGCCAUCAAAGUAUUCAACUUGAAUGAACCUGCAGCAUACGAGAGUUACUUUAUAGAGUGCGAGGUACUACGAAGCACACGUCAUCGUAAUUUGAUGAGACCUGUGACUUUAUGCUCGACAUUGGAUACAGGAAACCAUGAGUUCAAGGCGCUAAUCUUCAAGUUCAUGGUUAAUGGCAGCCUUGAAACCUGGCUGCACUCUGAGCACUACAGUGGUCUGCCGGAGAGAGUGUUAAGCUUAGGCCAGCGGAUACACAUCGCAGCAGAUGUGGCUUCUGCUCUGGACUAUGUCCAUAAUCAAGUUAGUCCUCCUUUGGUCCACUGCGAUUUGAAGCCAAGCAAUAUCCUUUUAGACAAGGACAUGACCGCUCGUCUCAGUGACUUUGGGUCUGCAAAGUUUCUAUUUCCAGGGCUCAGUGUUCCAAAAAGCCUGGCUGAAGUUGGUGGGACAAUUGGAUAUAUGGCACCUGAGUAUGCCAUGGGCUCUGAAAUCGCCACAGAAGGUGACGUCUAUAGUUUUGGAGUGCUUCUUCUGGAGAUUGUAACAGGAAAACACCCCACGGAUGAUUUGUUUGUCGAUGGACUUAACCUUCACAAUUUUGCUGAAUCCAUGUUCCCAGAUAGACUUGCAGAGAUUAUAGAUCCUCAUAUGGCGCAUGAGGAAUCUCAACCGUGUACAGAAGUAUGGAUGCAGAGCUGCAUUGUUCCCCUUGUUGCGCUUGGCCUGUCAUGUUCCAUGGAAUCUCCAAAAGAUAGACCUAGAAUGCAAGAUGUGUGUGCAAAACUCUUUGCUAUCGAAGACGAUUUUCAGAAGUCUCAUGGUCAGUUAUUGAACUCACCUUGUCCUUGACAGUGGUAGCAGGAUGUUGUAGUUAGCUACUGAUUCAUAUAACUGCUGAUUUGUAAGUGGGGGGCUGUCUAUUUUGACUGAAUGAAAUAAUGUAUGAAGAGGAGGUUAAGAUCAGGUAUGUGAUUUGCUGAGAAGACUACUCAAAUUCAUAUGUGAUGAGCAGCUGGUACUAAGCGUGAUUUUGUUCUUA